AUGUCAGACUCCGUCUCCAAACCCUCAAUCACUUCCCUCAUACACGACUACUACGCCCAAAAGCCCAAUUUCACACAGCACAUCGGCAAACCCUCCACCGACGCCGACGCGCCUUCCGAAGACCUUGAAGCCCUGCACCUCCGCAGCAAUCCAAAAGACUUCCCCAGCCCCGAAGAGAUUCGACGGGCGUUUCUACGCAAAGGCGGAUAUCUGAGGAAGAAACCAGCAAAUAUGCCUGUCCAUCCGGCUGAGGAGCAUGCCUCUGGCAACAUCACCGACCAGGUAGCCAAGGACUCAAAAGACUCUACCGCAUCUUCACACCCGCUCCACCAGGAGGACACUGGAGCUUCGUCGGGCGGCUCCAUCGGCGCCAUGGCACAUAAAGCGAACCCGGGACCCGUCAUGCCGGAGAACAUGCCGGAGAAGGCGAGCAAAGAGGAGUUGAAGAAGCGUGCUGAGGAGCUGAAUAAAUAGGUUCAUCGUAGGGGAGGGGUGGGGGAUGCAGGAGGAAGGCUGUGAGGAGCACUCUUUUCAUGAGACGGCAUGUAUGGGCAGGCUAUGGGUGGCUAUCUGGUAAUGAUACGGGAAAAGGACUCUAUAAGUAUGUAACAGUAUGGGGAAUGAACACAUGUGGAUACCAUGUCCAUUGUCUAGGAUCGCUCUUCACGUUCCAACAGUCGCAGAAUAUUCAUUUGAAGGCAAUCCAGAAUAUCGUAAUCUUGGCAUUCAG
Messenger RNA from Trematosphaeria pertusa, 730 nucleotides. RefSeq lists its product as uncharacterized. The coding region runs from base 1 to 474 and encodes 157 amino acids. The transcript is spliced from 3 exons. Lineage: Eukaryota; Fungi; Ascomycota; Dothideomycetes; Pleosporales; Trematosphaeriaceae. The record is from RefSeq and is a predicted model, not a curated record.